AUGGCUAAUGCUAAAGUCGAGAUCAACUUUAUUGUUGGCCCAAACCGUUACGUUCGUGACUCCAAUCUCUUAGAAUUUCCCUAUCUACAAGCUGUUGUAACAGAGACUCUCCGUUUGCAUCCACCGAGUCCAUUCCUGAUCCCACGCAAAGCUGAGUCAGACGACGCAGAGAUAUUAGGGUACCCCAUUCCUGAAAAUGCUCAGAUCCUGGUCAACGCUUGGGCCAUAGGACGAGACCCGACCGUGUGGGAAAAUCCGGAACGGUUUGAGCCAGAGAGAUUCUUGGGACGAGACACUGAGACGAUAGGAAAAGAUUUCGAGAUGAUACCGUUUGGAGGUGGACUAAGGAUAUGCCCUGGAAUAUCAUUGGCUUUGAGGAUUGUGCCUCUCAUGCUUGCUUCACUUAUCUAUUCGUUUGAAUGGCAUCCUAAAAACGUCAAAAACGAGUUCGUUCCAGAGGAUUUGAAUAUGGACGAGACUUUCGGAUUUACCUUGCACAAGACCGAACCUAUUUAUUCUGACACCCUCGAGAGAGCGUACAACUAUUUUUAUUAG
Molecule: messenger RNA, 555 nt
Organism: Camelina sativa (false flax)
Lineage: Eukaryota; Viridiplantae; Streptophyta; Magnoliopsida; Brassicales; Brassicaceae
Source: RefSeq, a predicted model, not a curated record